CUGGAAGUGUAUCUUUCCACCAAAAUUAAAGUGGAAUUCACUGGCAGUAGGUUCACUUGUUUUCCUGGUGAAAUUACUCAAUUAUUCAUAAAUGUUUGCAGGUUAUUGGACUGGGUGACCCACUUGGCCCUACAACAACCACUUGCGAGAUGCAAGCGAGAGCAGUUGCACACAUGCAACGGGUUAAACUGCCCUUCUGAGGAAGCUAUGCUUGAAGAAAUCAGAGAAAAGGAGGCAACACCACUACAAUAUCGCUGUUCUACAAGGGAGGCUUCAUUACAAGUCGAUCUUAUACCAUAUAUGGAACAGCUAGCGGGAAUUGUCGGUUGCAUGCCCUCGCCAGCUGGAAAAUAUGGCUGA
Strongylus vulgaris is the source of this 360-nucleotide messenger RNA. NCBI's taxonomy places the organism in Eukaryota, Metazoa, Nematoda, Chromadorea, Rhabditida, Strongylidae. The record is from the annotation of a GenBank genome assembly.